Molecule: messenger RNA, 3487 nt
Organism: Nomia melanderi (Alkali bee)
Lineage: Eukaryota; Metazoa; Arthropoda; Insecta; Hymenoptera; Halictidae
Source: RefSeq, a predicted model, not a curated record
AAGAUGCAACGAGUGCAGUUCGUGGACCGUGCCGAUCACGCCGCGGAUCUUUUCCUCGAGAUCGAUCUUUUUUCCGCUAGAGGCGUAACGUGCCGACGCGUCACUGCCCUCGGUUUUCUCGUAACGUUCGUGGCACCGUGCGCCCACCGUUCGGUACUGUCGUUCGCUAUACUGUCCACCGUAUAUCGUGCGCCGCGAGUUUUCUCAUCCGACCGAUCCGACACUGCGGUGCAUUUCCGUGGGAACGUUCGACGGUCUUCCAGUGUGUCCCGCUGCUUCGGAGGGUUCGUCAACCCGGACUUGUCGCGUGUCGCGAACGCGAUCGGUUGUGAUCGGUGUGCUCUUACCCUCGGAUCGUUUGGUUACCGAUCUUGUGUGGAAGUGUUGAGAAUUGGAACACUGUGAAACUAAACGGAGCCCGGACGCAUCGCUACGACGCAGUUCAACGGAGAAAUCGUACGGUGAAGUCGACGCAGAACGGACUCGAGACGGAAUACGAGGAAACGACGCUAACGGAUCGCGCGCCGCGACUCUACUGAGGUCUCUUCUAGUAGGCCGAUCGUCGAGACUCCCCACCAUUCAGGCUGACCGCCGCGUGCCUUCGGGAUCUAUAGGCGCAGCGAGAGUCACCACGAGGAGACUGGCUCGUCCGCAAAUUCUCAAAUUUAUUCGCUUUACGCGCGUUUAUUUGGACUCGUCGCUUCGAUCAGAGCGAUACGAAUCGGACGGAUGGACUGGAUGGAUGGAUGGAUCUUUCUCGGUUCACCGGCAAGGGGUCGGCGAAGCGACGCGUGCCGCGCGUCGACGCUCUGCCCUCGCUGGAGCCGCUUUUCCAUUCCCGAACGUCGCAUCGGCCGGUGUACUUCUGCACAGAAAGCGCGAAUAUGUCGUGCGAGGGGCUGCGCUAGUUCCGAGACGAGGCGAAUCCACGGAGCAAACCCGCGUGAAGAGGGAGAGAGGAGGAGGAGUCGGUAACCGGCGCGGUUCAUUCGAGUCAAGAAAAUGUCGAGCGACGAAGAGGCGGCCGAGACGCCGGUGAAACAAGCGAACGAAACGACCGAGGAAGAUCUCCGGGUGUUCGAGACUCUCUGUAUAUCGUCGCCCCGAAAGACCACCCACGAAGACGCGAUGAGCCACGACCUGACGACCACAUUGAGGAGCGAAUUGGCAGCGUUGGAGUACAAGCGCGAUCGUCUUACGUCCGAGCUUCAAGAGAUGAAGGGCCUGGUGAGAUCUCGAGACCAGCGGAUCGCGGAGAUGCAGAUGGAGGCCGAUCAGCUGCGCGAGCAAGCCGCCAGGCAGACCGCCAUCGUCUCCAGCCUGAAGAAACGCAUACAGGAACUGGAGGAACGCGAGAGGAAUCUGUACGCCGCCCAGGGCCGCAACGAGAUCACGGCGCAGGGGCUGCAGCGGGACUUGAAGUAUCGCGAGGAGAAGAUUCGGGACUGCGAGAAGAAGGUUCGCCAGCUGGAGCAGAACAUCUCCGAGGAGAUUCAGCAGAAGGAGCGAGCCCGUUUGAGUCUCCAGGACUUCGCGCGGCAGUUGGCGCACGCGUUGAACGUCGAAUACUGCGAGACGGUCCACCCCAGCCCCGAGAUCGUGGUCCACAAGGCGGAGGAGCUGGUCCAGGAGGCGAACCGUCUUCGCGCGAAGAGCGCUAACGCGGAGGCGCAGUUCGCCAGCGUCCAGGUGGACCUCAGAGGCUGCCGGGACGCGUUGGACCGAGCUGUCGCGGACAAGGAGCAACUUCAGCGGCAAGUGUCCUCGUAUCUGAUCGAUCUGGACCGUCUGAAACAGGACAAAGAGUGCCUGGAGAUGCAGCACAGAGUCGCGGAAAGGGAGCUGAGCGAGCUGAGGGACAAGCUCGUGAACGCGAACAGGAGCAUAACGAACGCGACAGGGAACAUAUCGAGUCAAGAGGCGCUGAUCUGUCAGUUGAGAGACGAGUCGAAGCAACGGGAGGAGAAGCUGCAGCGCGCGCAGAACGACACGCGGCGGAUCCUCGAGACGCUCGCGGUCCUCCUCGGCGGGCCGAACAGAUUCGUCGAGUCCCACGAGAACGCGAUCAAAGACCGCGUCAGGGAGAUCCUAGCCGAGAACAAGGAUCAAGCGCUUACCAUUCAAAACCUGCGGGAGAAAGUGAACACGGUGACGGAAUCGACGAAUCGGCAGAGCGAGCUGAUCGAGACCACCGUCUCGAAGAUACGACGCAUGGAGGACGAGCGGUCGCACCUCGAGAGCAAAAUCCGCAAGUUGGAAUCCGAGUUGUCCAGUUGCGAGUUGUCGAAAGACACCUUGAACAGGGAUAAGCAGACGUUCGUCACUUUCCUGGAUCGGCUCGGCAAAGCGAUGCAGAUGGACGAGAUAUCCGAGGAAAUGGGGCUCGAUCUUCACACCGAGUCGCUGCUGGUCCGAGCGGAACAGCUGGCCAGGCUGGAGACCGAUAAGCUGGUGGACAAGACGUCGGUGGUCUAUCAGCUGCAACGCCGCGUCAGGACGCUCCGUGAGCAGUUGCAGCGCAGGGAUCUCCACCUGGACCUCCUCCGCAGGAAACUGUCGCUUCAGGAGGACAGCGUCAGGAUGAAAUCGUUGCUGCAAACGGAACGCGACGAGGCGAACCUUCGGUCGAAAAAGCUGGCGAAGCAGAUCGACCGUCUGCAGGCGCAGCUCUCGGAGGAGAAGGUGAGAAGUCGCGAGCUGGGCUCCCAAUUAACGGAAGCGGCUGAUUACAAGAUAGCGGCUUUGGAGCGCAGUCGGAAGAUAGAGGAGCUGCAGAAGCGUCUGGUCGAGAGCGAGAUGUUGCGCACCCGUUGCACCCGGAAGUUGACGAUGCUGAAGGAACAGAUGAGGAGCGCGACGGAGACCGCCGAGCAGGAGAGGUCCAUAAACGAUCAUUCCCUGCAGCUGCUCAGAGACGAGCUCGCGCAGGUCAAGCAGAGCCUCUCCGAAGUCACCAAAAGGGAGUCUCAAUUGCAAAGCUUCCGCGUGUCCGUGGCGAAAUCGUUGUCCGAGCCGAUCUGCACGGCCGACUACGAGAUCAUCUCGCGGCUGCAGAAGAUGGUGGCGGCGCACCGCGACUUCACGAUGCUGUCGCGCAGAUACGACGAGCCGCUGGACAACACUCCGUCCAGAUGCACCAGCGUCCAUCCCAUGCACCCCCAUGGCUCGCCGGCGUCGAGAUGCACCCGCUACGAGGACAGCGGCUUCGCGGAUCCGCCGGAUCUACACGACAUCGAGGACGAGUUCGCCAAGCGACCGGUUCGAAGCAGCCUUCUGCCGUGACGCCGGCCGCGAUUCGACUAAACGCCAGCGACCGUCGCGAAUAUUAACCCUUUGCACUACGGAAGUUUCUCGUUAGAGAUACUCAAGAUUUUUUAACCCUUCGCGGUCCGAAGUGCGCUUGGUUUCUCACUUUGAGGUUCACGUCGACGUUAGUUCGUUCAAUUAAAGCUUAAUACGACGCUCUAUUUAUUUAUUCAAGAAUAUU